CCACAGUGCACCUUCAGCAGCAGGAUGCUGUCAGCUAACACACCACAUCCGCUGUUACUCUACAGACAUGCUCUUGUUGUUUGUCUGUCAUAUCACUAUUAGCAGUUGAUUGAUAAUGAUAGGAUUCAAAAACAACAUUGCAUUUAGCUAACCUAGUACUGUUUGGUACAACAAACCCGAAACCAGUUGUCAGAGGAGAGUCAGAAGACAAUAAUUUUACCGACCACAGCCAUCAAUACUGUUGGUGACAAACAAAGUAGUAACUUAUGAUGGGUUUCAUUCUUCUCCCUUGCCAACAUUUAGGAGUGAAAUGGCAACAUUUCCAACCUUUUAUUGGUUUUUAUUUUCUUAACUUUCUUAACCCGUUAUAUCCUCACUCACUGACACAAUUAAGUUUUUACACAACAACAAGUUUUUAGUUUUCCAGCCAAGGAUGGUCCGGUUACUAGCCAGGAAUAUUUUCAGUGUUCAAAAUUAGAUAAUUGGACAACACUUUCGAAUGUCAUCUUAAGAAGUUACCAGUCAACAUGUGACCCCUGCUGUGAUGCCUCCAACCAUGGCUCAGAUCAGUGAUCCAAAGAUCGCUUUUGCCUACCUGCGCCCAGCCUGUGUCCUGCUGACCCGGGAACCAACUGUGACCAAUGUGGAGACACUGAGUGGCCAGUUAAAAGAGGUGAAUGAUGCAACAUUGCAGCAGCUCCAAGAGUAUGUCCUCUUCCCUCUUCGCUUUGUCCUUAAAGUCCCUGGGCCCAAGAAGGAGAAAUUGGUGCGGGCUGUGACCGAGGCCAUGAGCUACGUCCUGGAGAACACGUGUGUCCAGAGCUGGGAGACCCUCUGUGACCUCCUCUCAGAGCUCUGUCUCUGCCUCUGCUCUCCAGCUGAUCCUGGGAAACCUGCAGAUACAUCAGAGGAGCUGAAACUGGCUGUGCUGAGGUGCCUGGACGCCCUGCUUCAUGCUGCUUACGGUGAUAUAGUUUUCAGACUCUUUGAACCGAUAAUGCUGCCUGGGGUGGGAGCUGCCAUAUCACUGCUGCUGGCUUUGGGAGAGAAGGAGAAAUCUCGGGAUGUACAGGCAGCAGCGCUGAAGUGCCUCCAGGCUUUGACUGUGCAGUGUGACUGCUCUCAGGACCACGUCGUCCCAUCCUUAGAGGAGCGACGAACUAUGGGCAGCACCAUGGCUUCAUUCUUACCUGGGAUCACGAUGGCUGUAGCCAGGAUCAUUACUGGAGAUCUGAGACAAGGCCAUGCAGUUACAGUCAGGGCCAUCAAGGUUUGGUCCAGGGCUGUGGGGCUCGUCAUGGAGGAUGCCCAGCUUCAGGCCAGUGAGCCUUGGAAGACUCCCUCACCAGACCUGGGUAAGAUUGCACAGCUGGUGGUCCAUCGGACACAGGACUGGGUGAAGAGCACAGCAGGGAAACUGUCAGUGCUGCUGAAGAAGAUUGUCUCCUGCACCUCGGCCCACCAGCACUGGAGGGUUCGGCUGGAGCUGGUGGAGCUGGCUGACCACCUGCUGGACAGGUGUAGUCAGUCACUAGGAGAGUGUGUUGGGCAGCUACUGGAAGCACUGGUGGGAGCAGUCAAUGAUGAGGAGCCUAGAGUCAGAGAGAGGUGUCAGGUUGUUCUCAGAGAGGUAUCACAGAGGAAUCAGAGCUGUAGCAGCAGCAGUGCUCAGACCUUCACUGACGUGCUCUCAGAGAAUCUCCACUCUUUGGCCACCUCCCUGCCCAGACUGAUGAGGACCUCUGAUGACCAGAAGAAACUGUUUGUCCUCAAUGUGUUUCUUGGUUACUUAAAAGUCCUGGGACCACUUGUCUCUGUGGUGCUGAACUCAGCUGCACAUCUGGAGAGGAUUUCCAUAGCCUUGAUGCAGGUGCUGGAGCUGGAUGUGAUGGACGUUUCCAUUGUAGAAGAAAGAAGUUACAGCUCCACCAUAGAAACAAGUUCAACCUCUCCUGAUUCCUACACUGCUCAUAUACAGAGGAAGCAUUUUCUCUACUUCACUGAUGAGAAGAUCUUGUCUGUGCUCAUGGAGAUCUGUCGGACAUUAGGUUACUAUGGCAACAUUUACUUGCUGACUGAUCACUUUCUGGAUCUGUAUCGCCAGUCUUCAGCAUACAGAAAGCAAGCUGCCAUGGUACUAAACGAGAUUAUCAGGGGUGCCGCAGCCAUCACCAUGGCAGCAGAGAAUCAGGGUUUGGAGGGUGAAGGUCGUGAACGCUCUGCCACCAAGGAAGACCUUACAGAAGCAGUGGUGUCUGUCAUGGAAGAAUACAUCAGUCUGAACAACUGGCACUUGAUUACUGUCAGUGAGGAGACAGACAGAGACCGACAGGACCAACAGCUGCUCAGCCCACCCAGACUCCUCUCCAUAUCCAACAGUGAUGUCAGCAACAUUAAUGCAAACUCUCUCCAAGUGAUUACAUCGUCAUUUGGCUUCCCGUCUCCCUCAUCACCCACUUCAACAAUCCACCAGCUCAACAGCAACAUCUGGCAGCUCUGCAUCCAGCUCGAGGGCAUCGCUUGCUUUUCUAAGGCCCUGGGGUGUGACUUUCGUCCCCUGUUGAUGACAUCACUAUACCCUGUGCUGGAGAAGGCUGGGGAGGAGACACUACUGGUCAGCCAGGCAGCGCUGGGCUCCAUGUGGGACAUCAGUAAAGCCUGUGGUUACCCCUCCUUGAAGGAGCUGAUCAAUGAGAACUCAGACUACCUGCUCAAUGACAUCUCCCUCAACCUGCACAGGCUCAGCCAGCAUCCACAGGCUCCACGGGUGUUGACAGUGAUGUUGACUCACUCUGACUGCAGCCUGCUGCCUCUGAUCGGGGACAUCGUUCAGGAUGUGCUGAUGGCUCUGGAUCUCAGCUAUGACCACACAGCUGCUCUUUUCUGCACUGUGCUGCACGCGCUGAUGAAGGCACUGGUGAGGUGGUUUCCCUUCAGCGGUAAAAGGACUUGUGAGUCUGCCAGACCCAAGCAGACCUCCACAGAACAGGAAGUCCUCAACGUCUGCCAGUUCCUGCUGGAUUACCGUAAACAGAAAGAGCUGGCAGAGGGCAUUGGAAUAGAGGAGGACAAUCCUGAGGACCUUGAGGUUCCUCCUCCCACGGAGUGUGAGGACAUUGAAGACACUGGAGGUCCUGAUAUGAAAGCAGAGCUUCCCUCCCACCUCAGCAUCACUAAAGAUGUUAUGGAACGCUGCAUCCAUCUGUUGUCCGAUCCCAGCCUCAGGGUCCGACUCAAGGUAUUGGACGUACUGGAGCUUUGUGUGUGUGUCCUGAGUGAGAAAGAAAAUGAACUGCUGCCCAUGGCCCAUCGCUGCUGGCCUGCCCUUCUACAGAGACUGACAGUUGAUGACCCUUUAGCAGUCCUCAGAGCCUUCAGGGUGCUGUGUACACUGGGUGAGACGUGUGGCGACUUCCUGAGGAGAAGGGUUUCUAAAGAGGUUCUUCCUAAGCUGAGCUCGUCGCUGGCACGACAGGCUCCGAUCAGCGCCAAGGCCGGACCUGUCUACUCACACACUGUGGCCUACAAACUGCAGCUGGCUGUACUGCAGGGGCUGGGCUCACUCUGCCAAAGGCUGGACUUGGGUGAAGCAGAUCUGGAUGCUGUUUGUGAAGCCUGUCUGCCCUACCUGAGCUGCAGACAACCCAUCCGACUGCAGGAGGCCUGCCUAAGCGUUUUCCGACACUUAAUCCAAGUGGAUCCGGAUACUUUCUGGUUUACUCUGAACGAGCUGCACUGCCCGUCCUCCUACAUCCCACCCCACCCCGACCUCCAGCCCGUACAGCUGAGCGGGAUGGGCAGGCCGAGAGACGAGUACUCGGACAACGUGCUGAAACUGCUGGAGGAGGAGUUUGGCUCGUUAGCUUCGACAGUCAACCAGCCAGUCAGCUAAUGAGCUGGUGAUUGAUGUGACUGACUCAUCUCUCAAACAGACGGCUUAUUGAACCACUGACGCCAAAAAGUCAAUUAACUGAAUGGAAAUGUAACAAUUGUGCCUGAAAAAGAGCCUUCAGAUGCAGUUGUGAUAACCUUCAUGGUGUACACGGCCCUGAUAAGCAGCAAAGUACAAAGGGAAAAUGUCAAUGAAGCAUCUCUGCUGUUGUUCACUUUCCUGCUGCAGGUGUAGAAACUGGGAAGCAGAUCUGACAGGUCCUCUGCAUCCAGAGACAUGCAGAGACAUUGCUGGUGUUUCUCAUUGCAUGUGAAGACACUGACAUAUACUGUAAGUAAAAAAAAUAUAUUUGGUACUCACUUUC
Messenger RNA from Lates calcarifer (barramundi perch), 4256 nucleotides. It is a transcript of the gene tti1, whose product is annotated as TELO2 interacting protein 1. Gene Ontology annotation, biological process: chromatin remodeling. The record is from RefSeq and is a predicted model, not a curated record. NCBI's taxonomy places the organism in Eukaryota, Metazoa, Chordata, Actinopteri, Centropomidae. Gene Ontology annotation, cellular component: cytoplasm. The transcript is spliced from 14 exons. The coding region runs from base 545 to 3892 and encodes 1115 amino acids.